Sodiomyces alkalinus F11 is the source of this 1523-nucleotide messenger RNA. RefSeq names its product ribosomal protein S7. Gene Ontology annotation, molecular function: rRNA binding; structural constituent of ribosome; mRNA binding. The record is from RefSeq and is a predicted model, not a curated record. Gene Ontology annotation, biological process: ribosomal small subunit assembly; translation. Lineage: Eukaryota; Fungi; Ascomycota; Sordariomycetes; Glomerellales; Plectosphaerellaceae. Bases 96 to 1310 code for a protein of 404 amino acids. The transcript is spliced from 4 exons. Gene Ontology annotation, cellular component: ribosome.
CCUGAAACCAGCGCGACGCAAAUUCGACCGACUGCAGAGAACUCCUGAUUGGAGAUCAAGGCUUUGGAAGUGAAAAAAGGGACCUUCCGAAGACCAUGUCUCUGCGACCAAGCUUUAGGCUUGCCUGCAGAACGCUGGCACUACGAUCAAGGCCAGUGUUGCCGAGACAGGAAGCCCUUGGGUGGUCGCUCUCGAAAAGACGAUAUGCCGACGACUCGACGACAAAACCUCCUGCGAAGCCAUUGAAUCAAGCAACCAGCACCACUCCCGCCGCGGAUGUGUCACAAACGCAGACUAAGGGAGUAGGGGUGUCGAACCCGGCGGAAGACAAGGAGGGUUUAGGAGAUGAUUUCUCCGUGCAAUCGAGCACGGAAGAUGCGAUUGAUCAGCUCGAAGCUGCUCUUGCCGGCCUCUCCGAGAAGCCGAAGAGCAGAGCCACAUCCAAGCCGGGAGAAUCAUGGGAUGCUCUGGCCGAAGAGGCUGCUGCGGACAACUCGGGGCUGACAGUCGAAGAGGCCAUGGGAGAGUUGGAACGUGCCGCACAAGGACAGGGGAGCGGUGUCGGGCUCGAGGGUGGACUGACGCCGAGCCAGGAGGAACACCUUUACCGCGAAGGGUCCAUCCCGCCCACGAUGUCGGACGGCAAUGCCCAACGAGAUAUUGAGGUGUUGGCCUCCGGUGGACUGCUGGCGGACGCAGUGGAGGAGCAACAAGUUCAGGUGGACGCUAAGGGGAGGGUACACAAGUGGCCUCUUCCCACGCUGCCUCUGGAGCCACAGAACAAACUCAAGUCCAGGUACCACCCAGUGCUCGACCAACUAACGAAUCUGCUUAUGCGACAUGGCAAGAAGAGCGUUGCGCAGAGGAAUAUGGCGAUGAUCCUGAAUUUCCUCCGAACCUCACCUCCUCCCAUCCUCAGCCAGAAAUACCCGUUGCUACCGGGUCAUCCGCCGGCCUCGCACCUCCCACUCAACCCGGUCCUGUACAUGACGUUAGCGAUCGACAGCGUGGCGCCGCUUGUCCGCAUCAACUAUAUCAAGGGUGGUGCUGGUGGUGGUCGAGCGCUCGAGGUGCCCAAGCCGCUCAAGGUGCGGCAGCGAAGGCGGACGGCGUUCCAAUGGAUCCUAGACGUGGUGUCGAAGAAGCGCUCGACGGGUAGUGGGCGCACACAGCUUGCGCACCGCAUCGCAAACGAGAUUAUCGCAGUGGCGGAGGGGCGGUCGUCGGUCUGGGAGAAGCGGCAAGCGGUCCACAAGCUCGGCACGGCGACACGAGCCAACGUCAACAAGAAGCCCGUUCGCUCACACUAGAUCAACGAUAGGAGUGGAGCCGCACAUUACGGCCGCCGGGCGUUGUAAUAUUAGAUAGAUUCCAGGGGCCAUGUAUUGUAUCACUGUACCGAACAAACUGUAUACCUACCUACGCAUCAACUUCAUUACGCUUGUCUUCAUGUAUAUUCGUAGUCGUCGAUGGACUCUACUAGAUCUGGCGGUGUUCGGUAGGACUUCGAAUGGUGCUAAUAC